AAAAAAGUGUAUGGGGAAAAAAAAACAGGGAACAAAGAAAUCAGAGUGUAUUUAAGGAGAAGUCGCCCCACAUCCUGGAGCCGUGUGACUCUCGGCACUGCACACCGCACACUGCGCCAAAAACACCCGCUGCACCUCCAUCCUGCGCGGCUCCGGACGGACGGCGGUGAGGAUGCGGACUUCUCUGGUCGUGUGCUUCUGCGUGUUUGCGCUGCAGUGUUUCCAGAGCAUGCUUGGUGCUCCAGUGCGCGGAGCCGGCAGGUACAAAGCGGCACCGGCCUCUGAGAAGUCCCCGGACCUGAAGAAGAGGGCGAAGGCUCCUCACCCUCAGGGUUCUGUGAAGGAGGCGAGUCCGUCCACCAACGCUUCCAACACAUGGAACCGGCCGCGCUGUGGCGUACCGGACUUCCCCAACCAGAAGGAGCUGCAGUAUCGAGGUCGACACCGCCAGAGACGCUUUGUUCUGCACGGAGGACGUUUCGACAAGAAGGAUCUCACCUACAAGAUCGAACGCUUCCCCUGGCAGAUGGACGAGGAGAAGGUGCGGCGCGUGAUCCGGGAGGCGGUGAAGAUCUGGAGCGAUGUCACGCCCCUCACUUUCACCGAGGUCCGCAGGGGGAUCGCUGACAUCCGGAUCGACUUUUCCAGCUACUGGCAUGGAGACAACCUGCCGUUUGACGGUCCAGGUGGGAUUCUAGCUCACGCGUUCUUCCCAAAGACGCAUCGACAGGGCGACAUUCACUUCGACUACGACGAGUCCUGGACUCUGGGGAACUACAUGGGUACAGACCUUCUGCAGGUCGCCGCCCAUGAGUUCGGGCAUGUCCUGGGCCUGCAGCACUCGCGUAAGCCCAAAACCGUCAUGUCCGCGUACUACUCCUUCUCCUACCCACUGAGGCUGAGCGAAGACGACAGGCUAGGCAUCCAGUACCUGUAUGGAGCUAAACCACAGGUCUUGCCCCCACCGCCAACCCCGGCUCCAAGGGCUCUGGUCCUCAAAACAGAGACCAACGAACUUAAUCCUGACGCCUGUCAGACGGACUUCGACGCCGUGUCGAUGAUCCGAGGGGAGCUGUUCUUCUUUAAGUCGGGCUACGUUUGGAGGAUCCGGGAUCCUGGAGGAUCGGCGCGUCUGGAGAGCGGGUAUCCGGCGCUGGCCUCCCGACACUGGAAGGGGAUCCCGGCCAAGAUUGAUGCCGCCUUUGAGGACAAGUCAGGAAAUAUUUGGUUCUUUCAAGAUGAUAACUACUGGGUGUUUGACGCUGAAAUGCACAUCCGGGGUCCCGAGUCCAUCAGAAGUUUAGGAUUGUCCACAUCCAGCAUCCAGGCUGCACUUCGCUGGGGUCACGACCCUAACUACAACAUCUACUUCUUCAAGUCCGGUAGCUACUGGAGGUUCAGUCCCCAUGAGAACCGGGUCGAGUCGCCCUCACCGCGCAGCAUGCAGUACUGGACCGGCAUCCCUGAGGAUGUUGACGCUGCCUUCAGGGACACCCACGGCUUUGCUCAUUUCAUCCGAGGACGUCAGUACUGGAAGUUCGAUCCUGUCGGCAUGAACUCGUUGGAAGGUUACCCACGCUACGUCGGCAUGGAUUUCUUUGGGUGCAGGAACGAGUGAGUCUGUGAAGAUUUGCAUACCCUGAUUCCUUUGACGCGAAGAGGAGUUAAUGGAAUAAAAACUGCAGACUCAUGAGGACGAGACGAUUUUUACACCUGUUUAUGCUUCACUGCAUUUAUUGACACUCAGAUCAAUUUAUGCCUUCUUCUCAGGAAAAAAACCCACCUUCCCUCAGAUCUGGCACCUCCUGUGCAGCUCUACUCGUAUUUAUUUUUGCACAUUUUUGUGUCACCAUGAGCCGAGACCCUGGAUUCAGUCUCGCCUGAGCCAGAAACUGUUUAA
Messenger RNA from Poecilia reticulata (guppy), 1900 nucleotides. RefSeq names its product matrix metallopeptidase 11a (gene mmp11a). Gene Ontology annotation, biological process: extracellular matrix organization; collagen catabolic process; proteolysis. Lineage: Eukaryota; Metazoa; Chordata; Actinopteri; Cyprinodontiformes; Poeciliidae. Gene Ontology annotation, molecular function: metalloendopeptidase activity; zinc ion binding. The record is from RefSeq and is a predicted model, not a curated record. Gene Ontology annotation, cellular component: extracellular matrix.